This is a messenger RNA of Aphanomyces invadans, 1433 nucleotides long. RefSeq lists its product as hypothetical. The transcript has 5 exons. NCBI's taxonomy places the organism in Eukaryota, Oomycota, Saprolegniomycetes, Saprolegniales, Verrucalvaceae. Gene Ontology annotation, molecular function: tRNA binding. Gene Ontology annotation, biological process: tRNA wobble uridine modification. Bases 1 to 1071 code for a protein of 356 amino acids. Gene Ontology annotation, cellular component: cytosol; nucleus; elongator holoenzyme complex. The record is from RefSeq and is a predicted model, not a curated record.
AUGAGCCCGACUCGCGUGGACCUGCUGGACGAGAUCUCCGCGGUCGACGCGCACUUUAGGCUCAAGUGCAUCCCAGCCGCGCUUGGAGAAGCCGUAUCGAAUCAUGGGAAAGCCAAGACGACACCCAACUUCGUCUUGGUCGAAGAUAGGCAAGGAUGUGCAGGGGCCGGCCGCGUCAUGCUCCAACAUAUCGUGGACCAACUGGCACUGUCUGCUCGGACCAAGCAUUUUGUGCACGUGCAUUUGGAAACGGACAACGGCGCCCCAGUCGACGGCACGACGUCCUCCCACCACCACAUCCACUACGCGGGGGACAUUGGUGGCUGGUUUGCCGUGGACAAGACGGCUUCUUUGCUCGAGCGCAUUCGUCGCGACGUUGAGGCGCAAGUGCAUGCAGCAUCGUCUCUAUCAAGCGUCCUGGCUGUCGUCGUGGUUAUCGAUUCGUUGUCGGCAUUGCUCCAGCAGUUUACAAUGAAAGCCGUGUCGUCGCUGUUGACUCAGUUGCACCAAUCUCGUCAUGUGAUCGCAGUCGCGUCUCGGGUAAAUGCCUCGUUGCACAAGCCGGCCGUGGCGCUCUGUCUCCGUAGCUUGGCCAAGACGAUCGUGAGCGUCGACAUGGCUGCAUCCCUUGCGUCGUACCCGCUCUUCUCGAUCGAAAGCAAACGCCGCGUGCCGGUCGGAAUGCAUGGCCUGGUCAUUUUGAUUCGAAAGCUCGCGAACGGGCAAACGACCGACGUCACCGAGUACUUUGAGUUCUUCCCACGAGAUGACGAGAUGCCGUCGGGCACAACACGGUCGUUGGUCAUGCACACGCAGCAAGUUGCAGAGCAACGCGCGAAAGCGGCCACUCAAACCCAAGCAACCGACACACCGCUAGGAACUCUCCUGUCGGACUUGACGUUCAAUUUGAACGUCACUCGCCGCGACGACGAUUCGCGGAGACAAGUCGUGCUGCCGUACCAACAUCAAGGCAACCCACCGCCCCACCGCGGCGACAUGCCGCUCUUCUACAUUGAUCAGGACGACCCCGACUGGGAUGACGACGACCUAGACGACGACUUGGACAUCUAACGACCUAGCAAUACACAACGAACUGAAUUCGCCCGAGUGGGUUGCAGCACGGCGUAUUCCCCAAAGUCGCUCAGGUGCUCGUCGUGCAAGAAAAGUGUUGAUGGCAGGACGUCGUCGUACUGCGCCAUCUCGACAGACAAGUGCCAUCACAAGCCACAGCUGUGUUGUAGUUCGUGCUGGGCAGUCGGUGGUCGUUCGUUGCACAACAACGUUUGUGGCCAUGCAUAUUGCUCAACUGCAGCGUCGUUUUAGCGCACACAUGCGCAUGGAUCACCCGCACUUAAGCUUGUCGCCGCGUUGGGCGUCCACAGACGCAUGGAUGGCUCUGCGCGCUUAUGGCUAGCCGCACUGUCAUACUUGUC